This is a messenger RNA of Colletotrichum aenigma, 801 nucleotides long. RefSeq names its product Chorismate mutase (gene ARO7). Gene Ontology annotation, biological process: chorismate metabolic process; aromatic amino acid biosynthetic process. Bases 1 to 801 code for a protein of 266 amino acids. Gene Ontology annotation, cellular component: cytoplasm. Gene Ontology annotation, molecular function: chorismate mutase activity. Lineage: Eukaryota; Fungi; Ascomycota; Sordariomycetes; Glomerellales; Glomerellaceae. The transcript is spliced from 2 exons. The record is from RefSeq and is a predicted model, not a curated record.
AUGGACUCCCUUAUCGACUUAUCGGACCCCUCCAAGGCGCUGGACCUGUCCCGCAUCCGGUACCAGUUGAUCCGCCUUGAGGACACAAUCACCUUCCACCUCAUCGAACGAGCCCAAUUCGCUCUCAACAAGACCAUCUACGUCCCCGGCGCAUUGGAUAUCCCCAACAGCGAGCUCAGCUUCAUGGACUGGUACCUGCGCGAGCAGGAGAAGCUGCAGUCCAUCAUCCGCCGCUACGAGUCCCCCGACGAGUACCCCUUCUUCCCGGAGGCCCUCCAGAAGCAGAUCCUCAAGCCCCUGCACUACCCGCGCAUCCUGCAUCCCAACGACGUCAACGUCAACGACAAGAUCAAGAAGUUCUAUGUGGAUACCUUCCUCCCCGCACUCUGCCCCGAUUUCGGCCGAGAGGACCGCGGCGAGUCCCAGGAGAACUACGGCUCCUCGGCAACCUGCGAUAUUGCCUGCCUGCAGGCCCUGUCACGCAGGAUACACUUUGGAAAGUUUGUCGCCGAGAGCAAGUUCCAGUCGGACCCGGAAAAGUACACCGCGCUUAUCAAGGCCGAGGACCGCGACGGCAUCGGCGCCGCCAUCACCAACGCCGCCGUCGAGAAGAAGGUCCUCGAGCGCUUGCGCCUCAAGUGCCUCACCUACGGCACCGACCCAUCCAUCGGCGCGGGUCCCGAGAACCAGGCCAAGAUUGACGCCGACUCCGUGGUCGCCCUGUACAAGGAUUUCGUGAUACCCCUGACCAAGGAAGUUGAGGUAGAGUACCUGAUGCAAAGACUAGAGCCGGUAGAGUAG